AUGGCCAACAUCGGUCCCGGCGCCCCAGUGACGAACAACGUCCCCAAGAACCCCCUCCCCAGCGACGGCGGGUACAACCCCCGCUGCAUGCGUCGCGACAACAGCGUCGACGCCGCCCUCGGCGCCACCGCGGACCGCUCUGACCCGUACAAUUUUGGGAUCCAUACAGCUGGCCAUUACAUUUCUGGAGGAGACCCGGGAGGAGAUGCGAUGGUCUCGCCUAAUGAUCCGAUUUUCUAUUUCCAUCAUGCGAUGCUGGAUAGGCUUUGGUGGAUCUGGCAGAUGCAGGAUCCGGAUAAGCGGGUCAAUGCCCAGGUGACGCUUGGUGAGAGGGAUGCGGCGACGAGGAAGCUUGAUUCGAAGUGGCUUAUUGCUGAUGUUAUCUCCGUUCUUGAAGCGCAUGAUGGGCUUGGGCGUGCGGGAGGGGCGUUUUAUCAUGUGUAUAUAUAA
Messenger RNA from Podospora pseudopauciseta, 450 nucleotides. RefSeq lists its product as uncharacterized. The transcript is spliced from 2 exons. Gene Ontology annotation, molecular function: oxidoreductase activity. NCBI's taxonomy places the organism in Eukaryota, Fungi, Ascomycota, Sordariomycetes, Sordariales, Podosporaceae. The coding region runs from base 1 to 450 and encodes 149 amino acids. The record is from RefSeq and is a predicted model, not a curated record.